This is a messenger RNA of Galleria mellonella (greater wax moth), 1106 nucleotides long. RefSeq lists its product as uncharacterized. Bases 174 to 1073 code for a protein of 299 amino acids. Gene Ontology annotation, cellular component: extracellular matrix. The record is from RefSeq and is a predicted model, not a curated record. The transcript has 4 exons. NCBI's taxonomy places the organism in Eukaryota, Metazoa, Arthropoda, Insecta, Lepidoptera, Pyralidae.
AAUCAUGAACCAGAUUUUUGUGUAAGUAGGCAUGUGCAGCAAAAAGAGACCAACAACGUGUGCACUCAAAAUUGUAACAAACCGGUUUUGGGUCUAUAUUUUAUCGAAGUAUAAAUUCGUAAACUUUCAUUGAUAAUCAUAUUCGCGAGUGCUUUCAAUACGACAAGAGCAAUAUGUUCGUAAAGGUAUACGUAAUUUUCUCUAUUUUAGCGAUAUCUUACUGUCAAGAUGGUCAUCACACAUACAGCCAUAGCAUAGUUAUUAAACACGAAGUAGCUAAAAAAGUCCAACCUCACUACCAGGUAUCUCCCUCAAUUCCGUCCCUUUCAUUAUCUCUUCAAGAUGUUUCUCAAAACAUUCAUACUGUACCUUAUCAAAGUUUAAGUAAAAAUCCAGACGUAAACGAACAACCUCAGAAAUCACUUCAACAGUACUUUAUACCGGCGCCCAAUAGAGAACCUGCUCCAGUUUAUGAACCUUCAUCUGAACCUCAACCUCAACGUAAAGUUCUUCAUGUACCUAUAAGAAAUUCUAUCCAAGGUAUCGCUGUUCAGCACGUGCCUAUUCAACAAGUACCUGUUCAGCAUAUCUCUGUUCAACAAGUCCCUGUCCAACUUACCCCUGUUCAGUCUAUCCCUGUUCAACAAGUUCCCAUUCAGCAUGUUCAGAUUCCACAAGUACCUAUUCAAAUUAAACACGUUCCCAUUCAAUCUGUCGCUGUUGAACAUAUACCCGUCCAUCACACACCUGUUGAACAUGUUCAACAAGUUUCAGUUCAACAAGUAGGGGCUGUACAACACCAGGAGGGGGAAUCUGAUCAUCAUGAGGAUUACUAUGCAUACCCUAAAUAUGUAUUCGAGUACAAAGUAGAGGAUCCUCACACCGGUGACAAUAAGUACCAGCAUGAGUCGCGAGAUGGUGACGUUGUCAAAGGCGUGUAUAGUCUGCAUGAAGCUGAUGGAUCAAUCCGCACUGUUGAAUAUGGCUCAGAUAAGAAAACUGGAUUUAACGCCUAUGUACAGAACUCCGGCGUGACGAGGCACCUCGAACCAGAGCAUCACAAUCACCAUUGAAUUUACUUUCGCCUAUUUAUAAAUUUGUUACCU